Brassica oleracea var. oleracea is the source of this 1257-nucleotide messenger RNA. RefSeq names its product NAC domain-containing protein 101-like. The record is from RefSeq and is a predicted model, not a curated record. Gene Ontology annotation, molecular function: DNA binding. NCBI's taxonomy places the organism in Eukaryota, Viridiplantae, Streptophyta, Magnoliopsida, Brassicales, Brassicaceae. Bases 160 to 1176 code for a protein of 338 amino acids. The transcript is spliced from 3 exons. Gene Ontology annotation, biological process: regulation of DNA-templated transcription.
CGGAACACUCUUAAGUCUUUCAUGACCUCAACAUAAACAAGACAAGACGCUUUUGUCUCUUUAUCUAAAAUCUACGAAGAAGAACCAAAAGGAGGAAAAAUUGAAUAUUCUUAUAAAUCUUGCAUAUAUAAGAAGAAGACUCGAAAAGAAAAAUAUCAAAUGGAGAGUCUCUCACACAUUCCUCCCGGCUAUCGAUUCCAUCCGACCGAUGAAGAACUCGUAGACUAUUAUCUUAAGAAUAAAGUUGCAUUCCCUGAAAUACAAGUUGAUGUUAUCAAAGAUGUUGAUCUCUACAAAAUCGAGCCAUGGGACAUCCAAGAGUUAUGUGGAAGAGGGGCAGGAGAAAAGAGGGAAUGGUAUUUCUUUAGCUACAAGGACAAGAAGUAUCCAACAGGGACACGGACAAAUAGAGCAACAGGCUCGGGAUUUUGGAAAGCAACAGGUCGAGACAAGGCCAUAUACUCGAAGCAAGAGCUUGUAGGAAUGAGGAAAACUCUUGUGUUUUACAAAGGCCGUGCCCCAAAUGGUCAAAAGUCCGAUUGGAUAAUGCAUGAAUAUCGACUUGAGACCGAUGAAAAUGGACCACCUCAUGAGGAAGGAUGGGUAGUUUGUCGCGCUUUCAAGAAGAAACUAACAACUAUAAAUAACAACAAUCCAAGAACAAUGAUGGGAUCAUCAUCAAGGCAAGACUCUAAUUGGUUCAGACAGCAAAUGGAAGUCGCUAAUGGUAAUUACUACCAUCUUCCUGAUCUUGAGGGUCCAAUAAUGUUUCAAGGCUCAUCAUCAUCAUCAUUACAUGAUAAUGAUAAUGACCAUUAUGGUGUUGUAUUAAGCAAUAUCAACGCAGCACCAAGCACAUUAAUGCAACGACAUGAUGAAGGUGAUCAUGGUCAUAUUAUUACUAAUGAUGAUGCUCAUAUGACCAUGAUGAACACAAAUACUGAUCAUCAUCAUCAUCAUCAUCAUCAACCAGAACUACUACUCAAUGAUGACCAUAAUGAUCAACUGAUGGACUGGCAAACUCUUGACAAGCUUGUUGCUUCUCAGCUAAUCUUGAGCCAAGAAGAGGAAGAAGUUAAGCAAGAUCCUCCAUCUAAUAAUGUUUCGAAUGAAACAUAUAAUCAUCUCUCUGAAGAGAAACCAUCUUUCUCUUGGGCUCAAAAUACACACACGUAAACACAUGUGCGUAAAUCGGAAGGCAUAUAUGAUAUAUAUAAUUAAUUAAUUAAUUGAGGGUCAUCUUGCUUAUUGAUUAUA